Molecule: messenger RNA, 1383 nt
Organism: Salpingoeca rosetta
Lineage: Eukaryota; Choanoflagellata; Craspedida; Salpingoecidae
Exons: 6
Coding region: 91-1260 (389 amino acids)
Source: RefSeq, a predicted model, not a curated record
GAUUUUCUAGCCAAAGGCUGACCAACAGCCGCCAACGGAAGCACAAUCAGCCAAAAGCCAUUGUUUCCUUGCUGGCUGUUCACCUUCACGAUGAUGAUGGGUGUUGCGCCUGUUAUUGCUUGCUGCCUGGUGUUGAGCCUCCUCGCCCUGGGCGCGGUGGCGCAGGAUGUGGACGUGACGGUGUAUCCUGGACGGCUGUUUCGGGCAGAUCUCUCGCUUCAGUUUGGCGCUGCAGCUAGCGUGGAAGCGAUUGCGACCCUCACCGGCAACCCAGCACCGCCAGCGUGGCUGCGGGUCAAUCUCCUGCCCAUCAUCUACGGCCAAGUUCCCGACGACAUUGCGGGCGACAGGUUUUCGGCCGCCAUCCUCCUCCGCAUCAACGACCAGCCCGUCACCCGCACCCUCAACCUCAUGGUUGACAGAACACAGGGCCUGCCUCGGGUGGCGUUUGAGGUGCAUGCGACAAAUGCUAAUGAGACACAGCUGGUCGGGGACAGAUACGAUGAUCUGGAGACGGCGGUUGGCAUCACACGUGCACGGCUGUCGGCAGACACGGGGCAAGUUGGAUCCGGGGUCUUGUUUGUCAGAAGCGUUGCCCCCUUUGAGACGGAUCGCCGCAACAUUAACCCUAUGACCUCCAACCCACCGCUUCCCGUCAACAACGCCUACAUCAACGGCACGGCGUGGCUGACGCUGGGGAGCAAACUGAGUGAUUCUCAGUUGACGUGUGCGGAAUUGGAGGCAACAGCCGGGUCGUUGUUUGCAGCGCAAGGGCUUCAGCUUGACUUUGACCUCUGCACGCCCUUUCCCAUCUCCACCAACGCAACCAUCGACCGCUCCCGGGUGCUGGCCACAGUGGAGAUGAGGACGUGGGCACGCACGAAGGACGACUUCAACGAGACGAUCAUCCCGGCGUCCGUCAUUGCCGCCUUUAUCUUCUUUCCGUUUGCCCUCAUCUUCAUCAUCCACUACUUUGCCAGAAGCAGCGACGAAGCCAUCGAACAGCAGAUGCAUCGCCUUGUGAAGAACAUGCUGCGGAGGAAUCGUGCGCACACGCUGCGCGUCAUCUCGGACGACAACACCAUCGCCGCUGCAUGGCUGGCCAACAGCGAAGAGGAGGAGGUGGUGCCUCCUCGCCUGAGCACCGUGUCAAAGCCCUCAAACACCUCCCUGCCAACAAGCGAGCACAGCCGCAACCUGCGCUAUCGCACACACACCCGACCACCCACCUACCGCCCGCCACCCCAGCACGACUUUUGAACUGACAGCUUUCAUCCCACAACUGCACGCACAACACACACACACACACACACACACACACACACACACACACACACACACACACACAUACACACACAACACACACACACACACACACACACA